GAGCUCGCGAGCUUCCGUCGGGGCUGUUGUCGUUCGAAGCGGAGCAGAUCGGUGCGACCGGAGACCGGGGCAGAAGAAGAGGAAGCCGCCGAGGGGGGGGACGUGAUUCACGGGACAAGUUAUCACCAAACUCACCAAGCGUUUCUUUUGUUUUGUUGGUGGAAUCUCUCCGCCGUCGCUGCCUCCGGAACAAGUGUCACCAGCAACAGACGGUUCUGUUGCGUCAGUUUCACAGCAGGCGACCCCCACCCCUCUGCCAAAAUCCGGCUAUUAGAUGUGACCACGAGGUUGAUUAGGAGAAGCCAUCAUGUCUUAAACGCAGACGGGCCCUCCGGAGGCCUGUCCCCCCACCCUGGCCCAUCCGCCCCCUCCUUCAUCCACCACCUCACCCCUUCUCCGAGCCCCAUCCCUCUGCCAGACCUCCCUGCAUAUGUCAGGGACAGGCUCCCCAACCCUGGCUCCCCACUGGCCCACCCUCCCCCUCCCUCAGGCGAGAUGAGCCUGCAGAAGCACCAGCAGCUGGGUGGUGGUGGUGGUGGUGGGGUGAUGGGCUCCGACCGAGACCUUCAGUCCACUGCUUCCUCCAUCUCCCUGCCCUCUGUGAAAAAGGGCCCGAAGAAGAGGCGCCUCUCCCUGACGUCUCUUUUCAGACGGCGGGGACGGGAGCCCAAAUCGGGGCGCCAGCGGUCCCGGGAGCUCCAGCAACCUGGACCCGGAGGCCUGGGUGGGGUGGAUGGCAUCGCCAGCAUCGAGAGUAUCCACUCUGAGAUGUGUAAUGAAAAGAACUCUGCCUUCAUCUCGGUGGCUGGGACCGGAGCUGCCUCUGCUACCGCUGCUGCUGCUGCUGCCACCUCAUCUGCCUCAGGGCCUUCUUCCUCUACCUCCUCGUCCUCCUCGUCCUCCUCUUCCAAGGUGGGUGGUGGGGUGGGGGCGGAGCUGCUGGAGUGCCCGCUGUGCCUUCUGCGCCACUCCAGGGACAACUUCCCUGACAUCAUGACCUGUCACCACCGCUCCUGCGUCGACUGCCUGCGCCAGUACCUGCGCAUCGAGAUCUCCGAGUCACGCGUCAACAUCAGCUGCCCCGAGUGCUCGGAGCGCUUCAACCCGCACGACAUCCGCAUGAUCUUGAGCGACCGGGCGAUCAUGGAGAAAUACGAGGAGUUCAUGUUGAGGAGGUGGCUGGUGGCCGACCCCGACUGCCGCUGGUGCCCCGCGCCGGACUGUGGAUAUGCGGUGAUAGCCUUCGGCUGCGCCAGCUGUCCCAAGAUCACGUGCGGCAGGGAGGGCUGCGGCACAGAGUUCUGCUACCACUGUAAGCAGCUGUGGCAUCCCAACCAAACGUGCGAUGCGGCGCGGCAGCAGCGAGCCCAGAGCCUUCACCUGAGGACCGUCCGCUCGUCGUCCCUCAGCUACAGCCAAGAGAGCGGAGCUGCAGCCGAUGACAUCAAGCCUUGUCCGCGUUGUGCUGCUUACAUCAUCAAGAUGAACGACGGAAGCUGCAACCACAUGAUCUGCGCCGUCUGCGGCUGCGAGUUCUGUUGGCUCUGCAUGAAGGAAAUCUCCGACCUGCACUACCUGAGUCCUUCAGGCUGUACUUUCUGGGGGAAGAAGCCUUGGAGCAGGAAGAAGAAGAUCCUGUGGCAACUGGGAACUCUAGUGGGCGCCCCGGUCGGCAUCGCGCUCAUCGCCGGCAUAGCCAUUCCCGCCAUGAUCAUCGGCAUUCCCGUAUACGUGGGAAGGAAGAUCCACAACCGCUACGAGGGCAAAGAUAUUUCCAACCACAAGAGGAACCUGGUGAUCGCCGGUGGGGUGACGCUCUCCGUCAUCGUGUCUCCAGUGGUCGCUGCAGUCACAGUCGGCAUUGGUGUUCCCAUCAUGCUCGCGUACGUCUACGGCGUGGUGCCCAUCUCUCUGUGCCGCAGCGGAGGUUGUGGCGUCUCGGCCGUGAACGGCAAAGGAGUUCGCAUAGAGUUCGACGACGAAAAUGACAUGAAUGUCGGCGGCGGGGCAGCUGCCACUGACACAACAUCAGUGGCCGACACCAGGAACAACCCCAGUAUAGGUGAGGGCAGCGUUGGGGGGCUGACGGGCAGCCUGAGUGCCAGUGGCAGCCACAUGGACCGUCUGGGAGCCAUCAGGGACAAUCUGAGUGAGACGGCCUCCACCACGGCGUUGGCCGGAGCCAGCAUCACCGGCAGCCUCUCCGGCAGCGCCAUGGUCAACUACCUGAACAGGCUGGAGGUGCAGGCGGACGUGCAGAAGGAGCGCUGCAGCCUUAGUGGGGAAUCCGGCACCGUCAGUCUGGGAACAAUCAGCGACAACGCUAGCACCAAAGCAAUGGCUGGAUCCAUUCUUAACGCCUACAUGCCCCUGGACAGAGAUGGGAACAGCAUGGAGGUCCAGGUGGACAUUGAAUCCAAACCCAGCAAACGACGGUACCACAGCGGCAGCAGCAGCGUAGACGACAGUGGCCACGUUGGACGCUGUGGCUGGACCUGCCCUUCCAACGGCUGCGCCUCCUCCGAGGGCAAAGAGACCAAGUGGGCCCGAGAGGCGUCCUGCUGCUCCUCCUCCGGCUCCGGGGGCAAGAAGAGCAAAGGCAAGCUGCGCAAGAAAGGCUGCGGCGGCACGAAGAUCAACGAGACGCGGGAGGACAUGGACGCUCAGCUGCUGGAGCAGCGCAGUACCAACUCGUCCGAGUUCGACUCUCCGUCGCUGAGCGGCAGCCUGCCCUCGGUGGCCGACUCCCACUCCAGCCACUUCUCCGAGUUCAGCUGCUCCGACCUGGAGAGCAUGAAGACGUCCUGCAGCCACGGCUCCGGCGGCGGCGGCGACUACCACACCCGCUUCGCCACCGUCAGCCCCCUGCCCGAGGUGGAGAACGACCGCCUGGAGACCUGCCCCACUUCUUCUUCUUCCUCCUCCUCGUCCUCGUCCCAGGGACAAGGAGCCGUGAUCGCCCCACACUCCCCCACCUCCACCUCCUCCUCCCUGGGCCACGGCGCCGAGCUCUCGCCGCUCUGCUUCAUCACGGAGGAGAAUGUCAACCUGGUGUGUCCCGCUGAGCUGGACGGCAGCACCGGGGAGCAGCUCAAAGAAACCAACAACAACAACAACCACCACCGACCGCAGCAUCCCACCCAGACCCAGACCCCCCAGCAGCAGCCCAAGAACUCCUGUAUACAGACUGACAUCUAGAAUCUCAAUACCUUAAGUGCUGCACAGACACUGUUUAUUUUCUUUUCUAAUUCAACAUCCUCUUUCCUCCACUAAAUUAACAAUCAGCUCACAGCCUGUUUCUCCCUCGUAAAGGGAACACGUUGCUAUUUUGGCGUCGACGUCCUUCAUGGUGUGUUGAAAGGUUUCCACCGGAGUGCAGCCACGUGAGGAGUGUGAAGGUUAUGAAUGCUGGUGUUUCUCCGCAGACAGUUUUUGACUCUGUAGGUUAUAAUAAUACAAAAUAAAAUAAAAACAACCACUGUGCCAGUUUUGCAAGUACAUGACUCUGGCUCUGUGAUGCAGAUGCGACACCACGCAGGAACCUUAACGCCUUCUAGCUUCAAACAGGGACCAGGCAAAAACCAUUCACUAUUUCCUCUUUUUUUUUAUUAUUUCUCCGAACAUGUGUCCGUCACAGAGGAGCCUUUGUGUUCUCGUCUGAAUUUAUUAUUGGACUCUUUUCUUUCCCCCUGGAUGUUAAAUCAAACAUCUGAUGUAUAAUUUUCAGGCCUGAGCUUCAACAUCGCCAAGCGUCUUCGCACUAAAACGAACUUGUAUCUUUUUUCCACGGAUGCACACGACGGCUGUGCACAGUCCCGCUGUGGGAGCUGGUGCUGGGCAGCCUGGUGGGACAACUGAGUUCUGACCCGUAGCCUGAACAACACCCUCGGUGCGUCUGGUUUAAGUUGCCGAGACGACUUUUGGAAGCUCCCGCUUUUUGUUUAGUUCUGUGCAAAAGAUUUUUGAUGUUAUGUGGGAGGGGGGAGGGGGGUGGGUUUGAGAGAAAAGGUCUCUGGAAGGCCACUUGUCAAGAUAUUAUAAUGGGUCGUUUUCUUUUGUUUUGUCCUUUUAAAAGGUGAUUUAUUCCUCGCUGAGUGAGAGAGAGAGAGCUUCGAUAUCUUUCUUUGUUCGACUCAUGGUGCCUUCAAGAAGCUGUUUGUGUUGUUUGUCUCUCUCUCUCUCUCUCCACUGUGUCUUCAAGACUCCAAACAGCAACUUAUUGUAGGCGACAGAAUGUCCGUCUGUGUAGAACAUACUGUGGUAGACGUGGUGAAAUGACAAAACCUUUUCAAUUGCCUACCAAAGACAGCACUCAGGCUCUUGUUAAAAAUCCUAAUACCUUUGACUUUUGUCUGCCGCGGCGGUGAAUCCUCUGGACACCGAGGAGACGGAGAUGACGAGACGAGACCCGGGGUCACGCGGACGCGCCGAAACACGCGGCUGUUUUUUUCCCCAGUACACGCUACUUCACUUAAACGCUACGCAAAUGCCGGAGGCCGCGGCGCGACGGGCCGGAGGCUCCUGCACUGUUAACUGUGUUUCUUAUCACGUUGUAUGUUCUGCGAAUGCACAAGGUUUAAACACGGGCUACGUGGGUCCGUUACGGGGUUACCGUCCCUCGCCCUGUUGAUUCUCCCCUGUGAUUCCUCUUGAUCCAAAUCGGUGCUGCCGAGCAGACUUGAAGUCAGAUUCUGUUUCCAGCACUUUUUCCUUUUCAGAGUGUUUGUGUUUGCGGUCGGCGUCGUCAAGGCCGCGGAGGUCGGCUCAGGUGAAACCUCUGACCAGGUGAGGUCAAAGCAUCCACCCGGGGGCCCGUUACUGAACCAACACUCGGGCUUCGUGCUUCAGUCCCUCGGCGCGUUGAAGCAAAAAUGUUUCUUUUGGAUCUUCUUUCCAUCCCGGGUUCUUGUUUUUCCAUUAUUUUUUUUCAUUCUUCACCGAGACUCUUCUUCAUCCUUAUUUGAAAAACACUAGUGCCAGGUUUAAUUUGUAAUUUGUGCAGAGUGGCAUAAGGUAUUUGUAUAUUUGUUUGGUAAUUUGCUUUACUGUAUGCGUGUAAAUGCAUAUCAGAAAAAUUAAACAAAAAAAAUGAUAUAUACGAAA
This is a messenger RNA of Scophthalmus maximus (turbot), 5103 nucleotides long. Its product is annotated as E3 ubiquitin-protein ligase RNF19A-like. Gene Ontology annotation, molecular function: ubiquitin conjugating enzyme binding; zinc ion binding; ubiquitin protein ligase activity. The coding region runs from base 496 to 3198 and encodes 900 amino acids. NCBI's taxonomy places the organism in Eukaryota, Metazoa, Chordata, Actinopteri, Pleuronectiformes, Scophthalmidae. The record is from RefSeq and is a predicted model, not a curated record. The transcript has 10 exons. Gene Ontology annotation, biological process: positive regulation of proteasomal ubiquitin-dependent protein catabolic process; ubiquitin-dependent protein catabolic process; protein polyubiquitination. Gene Ontology annotation, cellular component: ubiquitin ligase complex; cytoplasm.